CCCCCUGUGAGUCAGAGACUUUAGGAGCGCUAGUGUAAUGACAGCUCGAAGCUGUCCACGUCAACACUGCUACAACCAUGGACUCCGCGGCUCUGGAACCCUCGCUGUACACAGUUAAGGCAGUCUUCAUCUUAGACAACGAUGGAAACAGACUACUCUCAAAGUACUAUGAUCCAGAACUCUACCCCUCCAUGAAGGAGCAGAAGAAUUUUGAAAAGAACGUCUUCAACAAAACACACAAAGCUGACAAUGAGAUCGCCUUCUUAGAGGGAAUGACGAUAGUCUACAAGAGCAGCAUAGACCUGUUCUUCUAUGUAGUCGGCAGCGCUCAGGAAAACGAGCUCAUGUUGAUGGCAGUGUUGAACUGCUUGUUUGACUCUCUCAGUCAAAUGUUGAGGAAGAAUGUGGAGAAAAGGACUCUGCUGGAUAAUAUGGAUGGAGUUUUCCUUGUGGUGGAUGAAAUCAUCGAUGGAGGCGUGAUCUUGGAGAGCGAUCCCCAACAGGUCAUGGAAAAAGUCAACUACAGGGCAGAUGACAACCCUCUAUCAGAACAGAGUGUGGCGCAGCACAUCACAGAGAAACUGGCUCUCACCACUAAUGUGUUACAGUCAGCAAAGGAGCAGAUCAAGUGGUCAAUCCUAAAAUAAGUCAGAAACAAAAACUUCCCCUUACUUCUGAAGGAAUCUGUAAAUAAUUGAAAGGGAAUUUCAUUGUUAUUUUGAAUGAGAUGUAAUUUAAUUCUUGAAGUAGCACAUCAGGGGCACUUGUGUCUCAUGUUUCAUACUAAGAUAUUUAUAUUUUGUGUCAAAGAGUAAAUUAGGUCAUUUCUGCUUUGUAGAUUUUUUUAAUUCAUAUGAAAUGCAAAUUUCGCUAACACCUACACACAUGCUUGAAUGUUUCCAAAGAAGUUGCAAUUUCUUUUCUUUUUUUUUUACAUUUGCAAAUAUUUAUAUACUUCUAUGGUGUUUAGAUGUUAUAAGUUCAUUAACCAUUGGGUUGUGACUUUUUUAUGAUCAGGAAUAUGAUUGUAUAAACCUCUUGUUUACUCUUUUGUCAUUUUGCUAUAUGUCAACAUUGCUUUACCACCUUUUGUCAAAAAUAUUAUACACGAUUCUGAGUUCUGUUACGCUAGGCCUACAACUUAAUAUUUAGCUAUAUUUUUAAAAUGAGAAACAGGCAAUAUUAAAAAUUGACUAGAAGCAUUUUUAUUAUUAUUAUUAUUAUUAUUAUUA
Danio aesculapii is the source of this 1232-nucleotide messenger RNA. It is a transcript of the gene copz2, whose product is annotated as COPI coat complex subunit zeta 2. Gene Ontology annotation, biological process: intracellular protein transport; retrograde vesicle-mediated transport, Golgi to endoplasmic reticulum; intra-Golgi vesicle-mediated transport. NCBI's taxonomy places the organism in Eukaryota, Metazoa, Chordata, Actinopteri, Cypriniformes, Danionidae. Gene Ontology annotation, cellular component: COPI vesicle coat. The transcript has 10 exons. Bases 78 to 647 code for a protein of 189 amino acids. The record is from RefSeq and is a predicted model, not a curated record.